Messenger RNA from Fimicolochytrium jonesii, 1242 nucleotides. RefSeq lists its product as uncharacterized. Bases 1 to 1242 code for a protein of 413 amino acids. The transcript is spliced from 4 exons. The record is from RefSeq and is a predicted model, not a curated record. Lineage: Eukaryota; Fungi; Chytridiomycota; Chytridiomycetes; Spizellomycetales; Powellomycetaceae. Gene Ontology annotation, molecular function: ubiquitin protein ligase binding; protein-macromolecule adaptor activity. Gene Ontology annotation, biological process: ubiquitin-dependent endocytosis. Gene Ontology annotation, cellular component: plasma membrane; cytoplasm; cytosol.
AUGCCUUCCACAGUCCCCUAUACCUCCUGGAUAACCUCCCAAGCAGCUCCCUCGAGCAUCACACUCUUCGACAUCCAGCUCCGUAACCCGGAAAUCGUCCUCAACGCGCAUCCCCAUCGCCACGCCAAAGCAGGCGCGCAGCUGGAUGGAUAUGUACGCUUGCACCUGAAGACCGCGUUGAGCAUGGUCGCGGCGAUAAAACUGAGGUUCGUUGCGGGCGCGGUGGCGAAGCUGGAUGAAGUCGAGUUCAACGUCAACCUCCGCGGCCCGCAGAAGCUCAUCGACCGCACCAUCACCCUCUAUUCCCACUCCGAUGCCUCACCAACCCUCACACCCCGCAACCACACCUUCCACUUCGGCCUCCAGAUCCCUUCCCACAUGCCGCCGUCGACAUCAACCCCACGCGCGUUGAUCCAGUACGUUGUGCUCGCGGCCAUCGAGUGGCGGAGUGCGACGGUGUGUGGGGUGCGCGUCCCGUUUUGGACGUGGGAGGAUGUUGUGACCAAACGGGAGGUGCAGGUGCGGAGGGGGCCGGGGAGGGUGGAGAUGGGGCGGGUUGGGGGCUUGGAGUUUCUGGAAGGGGAUGGGGAUGGGGAUGGAGAGGGACAGACGGUGUGGAUGCCCACGGCGGACGUCAAAGUGGUCAUCCCGACCCGGAUCCCGAUCUCCGCGGAACGUGUACCGGUGACGAUCGAGUGUGCGGCGGAGGUGGCGGUGGAGCGGUUUACGUGGUCGUUGAGGCAGGAGUCGCGGUUUGAGUUCUUGUAUAACCUGGCAGUAAGAGGCCAUCUCCGCCCACCAUGGGGCGCCUCGGAACCCAAACAGCUUGAGGAGAUUGAGGUCCUGCAUGAGCUGUUCACGUAUACCCCAUCUGGCGGGGAUACCGAACAAGAACGUCAUACGCUGAAGGUCCCGUUUCUGGGCGAUGAUCUGGAUCGUGACGUGGUGGCCGUCGAGAACAUCGAGACAGAGGUAAUAACAAUCCGCCACUACGCCCACCUCACCCUCACCCACCGCCCCCCCAACUCUUCUUCACAUACAACACAAAUCGACAUCCCCAUCCUAUUCUAUCAACCCUCCACACUCCGUUCAUCCCAUGACGACACAGAAGACUUGUAUGAUGGGGGCGAGGCGAAACCGACGGCGGAAUGCUUCCUCCCCCCGGGUGCGGAGGCGUGUGUGGGGAAUGAGCCGGGGGAGAGGUUAGGGGACGGGGAGGGAGUAAGGAGGCGGAGGGGGUGA